Dictyostelium discoideum AX4 is the source of this 528-nucleotide messenger RNA. RefSeq lists its product as hypothetical. The record is from RefSeq and is a predicted model, not a curated record. The coding region runs from base 1 to 528 and encodes 175 amino acids. Lineage: Eukaryota; Evosea; Eumycetozoa; Dictyosteliales; Dictyosteliaceae. The transcript has a single exon.
AUGGAAAGUUUAUUACCACAAUUUAAUACAAUAUCAUUAAUUCAUCCAAUGAGUUCUGCAACUAGUCAUCUCCUUGAACAAAGAAAAUUUCUAUCAACUCAACCAUUAGUAAUUGAAUUUGAAGGUGUUUGGGAUGAUGACGAAUCCGAUGAUACUCUCGAUCAAGAAUUAAAUUUUUAUAAUAAUAAUUUUAAACCAGAUCAAACAUUAAAACAAAAUAAUAAUAAUAAUAAUAAUAAUAAUAAUAAUAAUAAUAAUAAUAAUAAUAAUAAUAAUAAUAAUAAUAAUAAUAAUAUAAUUUCAAAUGAAACCAAUAAUAUAAAUAAUUAUUACCAAAUUGAAAAUAUUACAAAUCAUUUAAAGAAUUUAGAAAAAGAGGGUCAUAUUAAAAUUCCUAAAAGUUUAAAUUCUCAUAAAAGCCAUCAAUCUGGUUUUCAAAUUAAAAAAAAUAGUUUUAUAAGGGAUAAAAAGUUCAUUUCAAUUUCAAAUACAAUGAAAAAAAAUAUGUUUCAUUGCUUAAUAAAAUAA